Messenger RNA from Podarcis lilfordi (Lilford's wall lizard), 351 nucleotides. Lineage: Eukaryota; Metazoa; Chordata; Lepidosauria; Squamata; Lacertidae. The record is from the annotation of a GenBank genome assembly.
AUGUUUAAAUAUAGUUACUUUGUCCUUGGUAUUCUGUAUUUUUGUACAGGUCUCAUAUUUAUGUUCUUAAAAACGUUUUGCACAUUUUCAGUAUCGUCUAAUAAAAGAAUCAUUGCAAAUUGGACCCCCUCAGAGGUCCUUAGUGCUCCAUUUCCUUUUCGUGUUGCCGGUCCUGCAUCUGGGUUGACUGAGAGCCUCAGUCGAGAAAAAAUCCUUUUGUGGGGAAAAGCCUUAGGAGAGUGGUGGGUGGUGGGGAAUGAAAGGCCCUUGUUUGGGGGGUCUGCCUUACUGUGGCAUCGCCUCAUCAUUAGUGACUUUAUUUUUAUGGGUGUUGGACGAACCACAAACUAG